AAUAAUAAUAAUUAUAAUAAUAAUAACGAUAACAAUAACAAAAACAAUAACAAGAACAAUAACAAUAACAAUAACAAUAAUAAUAAUAAUAAUAAUAAUAAUAAUAAUAACAAUAACAAUAACAAUAAUAAUAAUAAUAAUAAUAACAAUAAUAAUAACAAUAAUAAUAACAAUAACAAUAACAAUAACAAUAACAAUAACAACAACAAUAACAAUAUCAAUAACAAUAGUAAUAAUAAUAAUAACAAUAACAAUAAUAAUAAAAAUAAUAACAAUAACAAUAAUAAUAACAAUAAUAAUAACAAUAACAAUAACAAUAACAAUAAUAAUAUCAAUAACAAUAAUAAUAACUAUGACAAUAACAAUAAUAAUAAUAAUAAUGACAAUAACAAUAACAAUAACAAUAACAAUAACAAUAACAAUAACAAUAACAAUAACAAUAACAAUAACAAUAACAAUAACAAUAACAAUAACAAUAUCAAUACCAAUAAGUAUAAUAAUAUUAAUAAUAAUAAGAACAAUAACAAUAACAAUAACAAUAACAAUAACAAUAACGAUAACCAUAACAAUAACUAUAACAAUAAUAAUAAUAAUAAUAAUAAUAAUAAUAAUAAUAAUAAUAAUAAUAAUAAUAAUAACAAUAAUAAUAAUAAUAAUAAUAACAAUAAUAAUAAUAAUAACAAUAACAAUAAUAAUAAUAAUUAUAAUAAUAAUAACAAUAAUAAUAAAAAUAAUAAUAAUAAUAACAAUAACAAUAAUAAUAAUAAUUAUAAUAAUAAUAACGAUAACAAUAACAAAAACAAUAACAAUAACAAUAACAAUAACAAUAACAAUAAUAAUAAUAAUAAUAAUAAUAAUAACAAUAACAAUAACAAUAACAUUAACAAUAACAAUAACAAUAACAAUAACAAUAACAAUAACAAUAACAAUAACAAUAACAAUUAUAAUAAUAAUAAUAGUAAUAAUAACAAUAAUAUUAAUAAUAAUAAUAAUAAUAAAAACAAUGUCAAUACCAAUGAUAAUAAUAAUAACAAUAACAAUAACAAUAACAAUAACAAUAACAAUAAUAAUAAUAAUAACAAUAACAAUAACAAUAACGAUAACAAUAACAAUAACGAUAACAAUAACAAUAACAAUAACAAUAACAAUAACAAUAACAAUAACAAUAACAAUAACAAUAACAAAAACAAUAAUAAUAAUAAUAAUAAUAAUAAUAACAAUAAUAAUAAUAAUAACAAUAAUAAUAAUAAUAAUAAUAAUAAUAAUAAUAAUAAUAAUAAUAAUAUCAGUAAUAACAAUAAUAACAAUAAUAAUAAUAAUAACAAUGACAAUAAGGAUAACAAUAACAAUAAUAACAUUAGUAAUAACAAUAAUAACAUUAAUAAUAAUAAUAAUAACAAUAACAAUAACAAUAACUAUAACAAUAACAAUAACAACAAUAAUAAUAAUAAUAAUAAUAAUAAUAAUAACAACAAUAACAAUAAU
This is a messenger RNA of Vespa crabro (European hornet), 1485 nucleotides long. Its product is annotated as probable cyclin-dependent serine/threonine-protein kinase DDB_G0292550. NCBI's taxonomy places the organism in Eukaryota, Metazoa, Arthropoda, Insecta, Hymenoptera, Vespidae. The record is from RefSeq and is a predicted model, not a curated record. The transcript is spliced from 3 exons. The annotation marks the transcript as partial.